Priapulus caudatus is the source of this 1026-nucleotide messenger RNA. RefSeq lists its product as uncharacterized. The transcript is spliced from 5 exons. The record is from RefSeq and is a predicted model, not a curated record. The coding region runs from base 148 to 708 and encodes 186 amino acids. Lineage: Eukaryota; Metazoa; Priapulida; Priapulimorpha; Priapulimorphida; Priapulidae.
AUGUGAGCAGAGUAUUCCCAGGUUGUGUGUGAAAAAUAUCAUAUUUUCAUACAUCAAGUUGUAUUUAUAUGAUACGCAAAUAGUUUCACAUUGAUCACAUGUGCGAUACCGGUGCUAACUUGCAAGACGCGAGAUCUAAAUGUCACCAUGUCGACGGCGUCAACUGUGGAUACCAACUCUGAGGAAAUCGUGAGAUACAGCAGUUCACAUUUCGAUUGGAAGAAUUUUAUGAAGUCAGUCACCGGCGUGCUCCUUAUAAUACAAACGGUAUUGGCUUUCGUCGUGUUCUGGUUGGCAUUAUUCAGCUCGUCACAUUGCAAAGAAACUUAUAAAUCACGAUACGUGGUAUCCAUGUCAACAGCAGCGGCAAUAGUCGCACUAACGCUGGCUACAUUAUUGCUGUUUACGCAACAGUUCUGUGGUUUAUGCAAGGACAGUGCCGGAUACCCGAACAGCUUCAUAUAUCUGUGGAAUUUAGUGAUACAGUUCAUCUUCGCUAUCGUGCUCAUGGUGAACGCACCUCUCUAUAUGGUAGCAAGUUGCAAAAGCGGAGGCCAUAUCACAGCCGCGGUGUUUCUGUUCGCGCUCCUGGCGACGUUCAUUGUUGGCGUGGUGAUGGGAACCAGGGAUUUCCAGGCCGCCAGAACAGCAAAGAUCUGCAAAAUCACGAAAACCGAACUCGAUUCUGACACACGCCCUCGAUACUAACUCCGAUGAUGAAAAUAAUGUUUUGAUUAGGAAUUUCAAAACAUCAAUCAGAAACAAAAUCCAAACUGUAUUUGAAAUGUCGCAUGCAGGGCUAACGCAAUCAAACAUUACAUAUAAUCGUCCAUUUCAUAAUUCGUCCGUUCCAUAAUCGCCGUUUUGCCCAAAUAGCCAGUGUUGUGUGAAUUUCGCAUUUGAAUAAAAAGCCGUAUGACUCAUUAUAGCCAGUAAAUGGCGCAGCAUGCCACUUUAUACGUGUCAAUCGUAGAUAUCUACGAGAUACAUUAUACAAUUUUCUUACAAUCCCUGUAAAAUUGUCAU